CUUCCUCUUUGGUUCAUCUCCAAAGCCAUUCCUCUAUCUAGCAAGAUAAGUAACUUUAUGCUCUUUCCACUUUAUAUUACCUUACCAAAUAUAAUAUAAGAUUGUUUUGAUAAUAUUUUCUUAUCAAUUUUGCAAUGCUUAGCCUUCACUAUUGUGAGUGUUUCUAAGUAUAUGAUCUUUGUGUUAAAACUGGUUUAAAAGGAAUUUAAAAUAGCCUCUAAAGUGUUUUGUUUUUUCUUUUGAAGGAAAUAUCGCUCUUCGGCUAUUCUUUUAAUCUUUUUAUCCGUAAUUAUGAUAAAAUUACUAUUGCUGUCUCUUUACUUUCACUUUCGAGUUUUAACUCCACGAAAGAAGAAGGAUAAAAAAGGGGAAAGAACAGGAAAGAAGAAAGGCAUGCUUGCUUUUCAGGUAAAGCUCGACGGUAUGUCCGUUAAAACGAUACUAAGCCCCCUGAUCGCGAAAAUCUAAGACAGGGUUUGCACUUUUGCCGGUGAUCAAAGACAAGAUAUUUAGCGAAUUCAUGGGUUUUAGAAGAAUGGGUUGGCAUGAGCUACUUUGGAUUGGAAGGGUGCUUGUUCUUAUGCUAUUAGUUCAUGGGGUAAUUGGUUGGGGAAAGGAGGGUCAUUAUGCUGUUUGCAAGAUAGCUGAGGGAUAUCUUACUGAAGAUGCUUUGGCUACAGUAAAGGAACUGCUCCCGGAUUCAGCUAAAGGUGAGCUUGCAUCUGUAUGCUCCUGGCCUGAUGAUAUAAAGUGGUACUACAACUGGCACUGGAGUAGUUCCUUACACUAUGUUGACACCCCAGAUUUCAAGUGUAACUAUAAAUACUGGCGUGACUGCCAUGAUCUUGCUGGACAUAAAAAUAGUUGUGUAACUGGAGCAAUUUUCAACUAUACAAGGCAACUCUUUUCAGCAUAUCAGGACUAUAAGCCCAAGUUGAAAUACAAUUUGACAGAGGCACUUAUGUUCUUAGCUCAUUUUAUGGGGGAUGUCCAUCAGCCAUUACAUGUUGGCUUCACAGGAGAUUUAGGUGGAAAUACAAUUACAGUCCAUUGGUAUCGUAGGAAGACGAAUCUACACCAUGUCUGGGAUACCAUGAUUAUUGAUUCUGCACUGAAGACAUUCUAUGGAUCGGAUCUUGCAAUAAUGAUUCAAGCCAUCCAGAGGAAUAUUACAGAUGCUUGGUCCAAUGAUAUACCAUCAUGGGAAUAUUGUGGACAUCAUCAUACAGUUUGUCCUAACCUGUAUGCUUCUGAAAGUGUUAGGUUGGCAUGUAAGUUUGCAUACAGGAAUGCCACGCCUGGAAGCACCUUAGAAGAUGAUUAUUUCCUCUCUCGGUUGCCUAUUGUGGAGAAGAGGCUUGCUCAAGGUGGGAUUCGCCUUGCUGCAGUGCUCAACCGAAUAUUUACUUCUGAAGUGAAAAUUGCUCGAGCAUGAAGAUAGAUAACCCGAGAGUCAUCUGUAAAAUAUGAAGUAGGGGCCGCUGUAGUAACGUUCAUAGCUCAAAGUGUUCAACACGAGACCUAUGUACCAACAUUAUUAAUCAUUUAUCCCCUUGUUAACUCUUGCAAGGCAAGAAAUGAUAAUGUACUUUAUGUUUAUCGCUGACUCUAGGCCUGUUAUUUUGCUGAUA
Molecule: messenger RNA, 1631 nt
Organism: Theobroma umbraticum
Lineage: Eukaryota; Viridiplantae; Streptophyta; Magnoliopsida; Malvales; Malvaceae
Product: endonuclease 4-like
Biological process (GO): DNA catabolic process
Molecular function (GO): nucleic acid binding; endonuclease activity
Source: RefSeq, a predicted model, not a curated record